AUGGUCCGAUUGAAUCUUUUCCUCUUUCAAAGCCUUGCUUUACUUUCCAGUGCUCAAGUCCAGCGCAGAUGGACCAACGCAGAUUCCGCGACGGGGAAAACAGGCGAUCUUGUCAUUGAGGGCUGCGAGUACUGGAUAAACGAUAUCAGCAAAGAUGACACCUGUGAGGCGAUCGAGUCUUACUUCGGAAUCACUGAGCAACAGUUCCUCUCCUGGAAUCCUUCGGUGCCAUCAGCAUGCAUCCUGAUCCUUGGUUGGAGCUACUGUGUAGCAGGACCAGAGAAUCCUGUCAUUUCUGGCAGCACAACUUCGAAUACAACUCCAACUCCAGCUGGAACUCUGACAUACUCGGGAACUGCAGCGCCCACACAAAGUGGAAUUACUUCAGAUUGCAAGAAGUACUAUGAGGUCCUGGAAAAUGACACCUGUAACACGAUUCAAGACAAGUUCAUGGGCUUUACUCUUCAACAGUUCUACUCGUGGAAUCCGUCGAUCUCUAAGGGCUGUAAAGGCCUACAGGCUGGAUACUACGUCUGUGUUAGUGACGGGUCCAGCCCAGCCUCGCCUUCUGCUACUGCAACAUCCUCCAGCUCGGAUCAUGAGCCGCAUCAAACAGGAACACCUUCUGACUGCAACGAAUGGUAUUACGUGGUCGAUGGGGAUAACUGUGAAACCAUUGUGAAAAAGUAUGGUUUGACAAAAGAGGGAUUCUUUAAAUUGAACCCAGCAACUGGCUCAACCUGCUCGAAUUUGUGGCUGGAAAACUAUGUUUGUGUUGGCGAGGGGUCUACCUCAACAUCAUCCCCUGCCACUACCUCUGCUACAUCCACGAGCUCGAGCACAGCUGCUAAUCAUGAGCCACAUCAAACUGGCAUCCCGUCGAACUGUAACAAGUGGUAUUAUGUUGUCGACGGCGACAACUGCGAGACUGUCGCGAAGAAAUACGGCAUGACCAAGGAAGAAUUCUACAAUUUAAACCCUGCUACUGGAUCGUCUUGUGCAAAAUUGUGGUUAGAGAACUAUGUCUGCGUCGGUGUGUCAGAUUCUUCAUCCUCAGCUACCACCACGGUCACAACAUCAGCAUCAUCUACGGCAUCCGGAGGCGCCCCUGGUCCAACUGGAAGCGGUACCGUAGCGAACUGUGAGACCUACUACAAAGCCCAGGCUGGAGACAGCUGCUGGUCUAUUGUCAACGAAAAGUACACAUACUUGACACAGGAUAUUCUCACAAAAUGGAAUCCGUCUCUCGGCAGCGCAUGCACUCUCAUUCUUGAUCAAUACUACUGCGUCGCCAUCAAGACUGCACAGCCGAUGCCGGGUACCAUCAAUACAUGCAAGACAUGGCACUUGGCAAUUGAUGGUGAUGGCUGCUGGAGUAUUGAGCAAAAGUACGGCAUUACGACAACACAGUUCAACAAGUGGAACCCUCAAGUUGGAUCCGACUGUGCGAAUCUUUGGUUAGGUUAUUAUGUAUGUGUUGGCGUUUAG
Molecule: messenger RNA, 1488 nt
Organism: Penicillium cosmopolitanum
Lineage: Eukaryota; Fungi; Ascomycota; Eurotiomycetes; Eurotiales; Aspergillaceae
Product: LysM peptidoglycan-binding domain-containing protein
Exons: 6
Coding region: 1-1488 (495 amino acids)
Source: RefSeq, a predicted model, not a curated record